Anopheles cruzii is the source of this 2170-nucleotide messenger RNA. RefSeq names its product TBC1 domain family member 5 (gene TBC1D5). NCBI's taxonomy places the organism in Eukaryota, Metazoa, Arthropoda, Insecta, Diptera, Culicidae. Gene Ontology annotation, molecular function: GTPase activator activity. The record is from RefSeq and is a predicted model, not a curated record. Gene Ontology annotation, biological process: activation of GTPase activity. The coding region runs from base 1 to 2118 and encodes 705 amino acids. The transcript is spliced from 7 exons.
AUGGUGAUUGACCUCGAUCUCCAGGAAGCGCAUCCAUCCGCAGCGACAGCUGGUCACGGGCGAUCGGGUGUAGUUAAGUACGAAUUAGAAUGGAACCAAAUUAUGAAGAUCGCAGACGAAGACAACCUAUUCGGCCUGCGACAGCUAGCCGUCAGUGGAGAACUGAGGGCGUCCCCAUUUCGUAGCGUUUGUUGGGCCGUCUUUCUGGGCGUACUUCAAGCACCCGGUUCGAAGAGCUGGCCCGAGCAACGCCGUGGCGCCCGGGACCACUACCACCAUCUGAAAAACCGCUUCGUGAUGAAUCCACACCUCUCGACAGACGUUGGCGACGACCCGUUGUCGCAGUCGAAACAAAGCCUCUGGAAUCAGCACUUCUGUGACCAGGAACUCUGUGCUGUGAUAAAACAAGACGUUGUUCGCACCUUUCCCGGUGUUGACUUUUUUCGCAAACCCGCAAUACAAGAACUAAUGACGAACAUUCUUUUCUGCUAUGCUCGCCAAUUUCCUGCCAUGUGCUACCGACAGGGUAUGCACGAAAUAUUGGCUCCACUAAUUUUCGUCAUUCAUAGCGACCAGCAAGCCUUGGCUCACAUACAGGAGCUGCAUCCGGAUGUUAACCGAAAUCUCACAAUGAUCUUAAAUCCUCAGUACCUGGAAGAAGAUUCAUACGCAAUCUUUGCAAAAAUUAUGGCCCAAAUUGAGUCGUUUUAUCGAAUCACUGAUGUCAUUCCCACUGCUACCGGAUACUUUCCUGCACAGUCUCCCAGUACGCCGACAGUCACCACGAGUGUAGCUGGAAACGUGUGUAAACGGAAGCCGGAAAUUGAAGUCGUCGAACAACUAAAUUACAUAAAAGAUAAGAUUCUCAUUAAAGAAGAUCUCCACCUACACAAUCAUCUUCUGAAGUUGGACAUCCCGUUGGCUAUUUUCGGAAUUCGAUGGUUAAGGUUACUUUUUGGUCGUGAAUUCGCUCUUCAGGACCUGCUGCUGUUAUGGGACGCAAUUUUUGGCGAAGGUUACGACCUGGGGUUAAUAAACUUCGUCGUUGUAGCGAUGCUGAUACGAAUCAGAGACAAAUUAAUAUACAGCGACUAUACGACCUGCCUUUCAUACCUAAUGCGGUAUCCGACCAACAUCGACAUUUCUCUCGUCAUUCGUCACGCGCUGCAUAUGAAGUCACCGAAGCUAUACGAGCGCCCCAUCGGUGCAAUGGUUUUCCUGUCAUCGCCCAAACACCAUCUUACACAACCGCCGCAAACUGUAAUGCGAUCAAAAGCCACAGAAACAAACUCACUCAAGUAUUCAACGCUACCUGCGGUGCACCAGCGUCGUGCUCAGCUAGCAGUGGACCAUCCUCUUCAAAGCCGGUCCUCUCAAGCGGAAGAGCGGCAACGAACGAAUUCUUUGCCACGACACAGCGCUUCCGUACGUAAAGCAACCGCAGGGGAACUGCGCCAAGCCGCUUGUUUGGCUACGAAAAAGGCUAUCACGAAAUCGGCCCAAACUGAAAUGCGCGAUCCGACGAUUACCGAUGGUUACCGUGAAGAUGAUCCCGAGCUGCUUCAGAUUGAAUUGCAAAACACAUACAACAUCAUGUCCGUUGGACGGGCGAAACUGCUACAGUAUUUAACCGUACUACGGCGCCACAUUCCGCAAUCAAAUCCGCACGACGAGGUACAGCAAUCGCUGGAAGGAAUUGAAGAGAUCUGCUCGCUGCUAAAGCCACGCUACGACACGGUGUUCCGGGUUCCGGCACCAAUUGAUGCAGCAACCGAAGCAAACGAAGACCCGCAACGGAAGGCCGCACAGAUGUACCGUCCGGCGUCGGCAAACGCAGGUUCGAGUACCGCCCAGCGCACGCAAACGCCUCCGAGUAGUUUGAAUCUACAACGUUCCUACAACUACGACCUAGACUGCCGUAGAAACAGCGCAUCACAGCCUCCCACACAGUAUGAAAUUCCGGAAGAUCGUUAUAGCAAAAUAGCAACCAAAAAGCUGGCCAAUCGGAAGGAGGUUGAGAUGAAUGUUUUUUCAAACGAUUUUGCCGAUCAUCGACGACGAAUGGACGAUAAGGACCUUCCCAACGCUAACCCGCUCGGACACGAACUCUCAGAAUGAGGAUUCUAGAAGAAGUAUUUUUGUUGUGGAUAAGUAUUUGUCCGUGUUUACU